GCAACCAUUGUACCCUCUUCGCAGUAAACUGUGAAAAGGGUACCUGUCAAUCAACGCGGUGAAUCAACGUUGGCUCUGGACUUGGUACGCAUGACUGGGUUCGUUUACCAGAGAAGGGACAAGGACAACAUUCCCGCCUUGGGCUUGGAAGCAGCACUGGAGCAAUGGGCCACAUCCCAGGGGUGUGAUUACAGCCUACAGACAGUACAGUUGGAUCAUGCGAUCGUCAGCGAAAAAAAACUUGUGGAAAAUUACCCCAUUGCCAGGAUCGACGGAUUUAACUGUGAACUAUGAGUACAGAUUGACUGGAUGGUUGGAUUUGCAACAGCCGGCGAUUGAAGUGGAGCUGUUGCCAUGCAACUUACAACUGAUUGGGGGAUCUGCGUUUAUCUAGUAGUAAUUUUUUUGGCCUUUGCAACAGCUUCGGAACAUCAGAAAGGCCAAUUUAGAGAAUCCGAGGUUAGUUUAGAAUCCUUCGCCCAUUCUCCAGCAGUCCUCACUUCGGACAGAGUAUCCUCAUCCGGGAGGCCGUCAGGGGCGGGCCGUUCCAAGCCCCGGCGUCCGAACGAUACACUGGGUAAAGGGAGCGGAGCGACCAAACCUCGGCGCCAACCAGUCAGAGAUAUCAGCGAACCGACCGCUUACAGACAUGAUUCUUCACACUGUAAGAACGGUGGCACGGGGUUCCUCCGAUCGUUCUGUUUCUGCACAGAGGAGUACAAGGGGCGGUACUGUGAAGACCGAGUGAACAGCAGCUGUGACACGGUGAACCACGGUGACUGGGUGUAUAGAAACUGCAGCGUCUGCCAAUGUGUGGAUGGGGUGUUAGAAUGCCGCAGACACGAGUUAGAAGGAUGCAGAAAGGAACCAGAUACAUCCAAGUAUCACAGCCACCAGGAUGGAGUAGCUUUGGAGAUGCAGCCCCACAGCAAUGGAUGCAUUCUUCAAGGAUCUCUGCUAACGCCCUUGAUGGCUCUACUGGUAUACUUUCAUAGAAUACUCUGGCUACAGAACACAUCAGUCAGGUGACCGCAAACUGAGGAGUGUGAACCUAAAGUUUGUAAAUAUUUCAUACAAGGAAGGCAGACAGGUGGAAAUAGCAACAAGUGUCUCAGAGAUCGAUCAAAAUUGAUGCAGUAAGGUGGUAUACUACACUAUUUGUAACAAGGAACUAACAAAACAGUACAUGCAUGUACAGGUACUUAUAUUGUGAAGCUAGGAAAUCAAGGGCCAAAGACUAUUUAGUGGGAGUUAUAUGUUACCGAUUCAACCUUAUCCAUCCACUUUAAAAUGUGAUUUAGUCCACUAAUUUCCCAGAUCAAGUUCAACAAGAUGAUGUGAUUCAGAACAUACAUGUACAAGUUGUUAGGAUAAUUCUCCCACUGAUGGGAUAUGAGAAAAAAUACUGGUCAAAUUUAUGGUAUCUGUUUUUUGAGGGGGUGCAAACUAUACGGAAAAUAUUCCUUUGGUCCAAAUCAAGAGGGCAAUCUUUUUCUUUCAAGGAUGAAGUUUUAGACCUAAACCAAAUCCAUCAAGAUUCAGUGUGACUAUCACUUCACCCUGGGGAUCAGGUUUUUGUGUAUAUCCAACGGAUUCUCUGCUUUUUUUUACAAAUGGCACAAACAUAAAAGGGUGUCCUGUCCAGCUAAGAAUUUCCUCUUUUGAUGAGCAGUUAUCGACUUACACCCAAAAUGUAUAUUUCUGUGCCCCUCGGACCAUUUAAAAUGAACCACGCACCACUAGUAACGUGAGUCUAUGACAGACUAUUGGACAAGUCACAAAGAUAACCACUCCUUGUCUCCAAUUAUGCAUUCAUGCUGUAAAUAGUUUUAAUCUCAAGCUUUUUAACAACUGGAAGGUUAAGGCAUACUUAAUGUGAAUUGUUUAUUGCAGGUGUUUUAUAAAUAAAUUGUAAAUGUAAACAUAAAGUAGGGUUUUAACUUAUUCCCUGAAAGGUGCUCUGUUUUUAAAGACUUUUUACUGUCUUCCCCACUUUUAAAACUUACCAGUGUCUACUGUUCUAUGGAUAAAGUGGUCUACUGUAGUGAAAAUAAAAUGGAAGGAAUCUA
This is a messenger RNA of Acanthaster planci (crown-of-thorns starfish), 2069 nucleotides long. RefSeq lists its product as uncharacterized. The record is from RefSeq and is a predicted model, not a curated record. Lineage: Eukaryota; Metazoa; Echinodermata; Asteroidea; Valvatida; Acanthasteridae.